CCUUGCAUCUUCUCUCCACUCUUGCAUGUGUUUAAUGUGCAAAUGUAUCACCUGCUUUUCUUUCUUUUCUGCGUCUUUAAUAAAAGGGCAAAGGGGUGUUUAAUGGGCUGUUUGCUGUGGGACUAAGCAGGCUAAUGUCUCUGGUUCCCAAAGCUUAAUGUCAAAUGGGCAGGGUCACGUUAACAUCGUUCACUCGUUGGACCCUUCUGUUCCACCUAGAUUAACACAACAGCUGUGAGCCAGGGACUGAACCAGGACUCAAGUCUCCGAAUCCCAGCUCUGCCACUGACUGGCAGUGGGACCUCAGCCAAGGCCUUUGAAUCUUGUUUCUCAUUUUCCUCUCCUGGGGGUAGCACAUUCCUGCUUGUUGGGCUGGUGUCAGUGAGCAGGCCCUGGGAGAUGCCCUGGCCGGAUGAAGCAGACACGAUAGGCCCAGGCUGCUGGGAAGGGGUGUGAGUUGUUUCAUUGUCCUAGCCAGCAAUCCAUGAAAGCUGCUGCAAAUUACCUGUGUUCCACCUUGCAGCCCUUCCCCUCACCCACGUGUGUGGGUGGCAGCGGGUCACAGCGACUCAGGGUUUGGCUGCAUGGGGGUUAGUGCAUAGCCUGGAACCCAGCACCUCUCCCACCCUGCCUGCAUUAAUCAUAACUCCACCCCCCUCUGGGGCAACCCAAACUCCCCCUUUAGGCAGCUGGUUUUCUCUUCCUGGCCUCCAUCCGGGGCAGGGACAAUGGACGAGAUUGGGACCUCCCACCUCCUGGCACUCAACAGCUAGGGCGACAUGAAUGCAACAGGGCUCAGCCUUGCCAGACGCUCACCCCCUGCUUGCCUGGUUACAGACAGGCACACAAGUGGAGUUACGCUGGGAAGACCAAACCUGGGAGUUUGCAUCCAGCCCGGGGGGAGCAAUGAAUCCAGCCAGAGCAAAGGGACCCGAUGGCCAUGGACCUCUAAGCCCCAGGGACCCACUGCUUCCUGGACUGGCAUAAAAGAGCCAAGAUCCCUUUGCAUCCUGUGCCCACAACCACCUGGAACCCAGGAGUCCUGGCUCCCUGAACCGUCCCCCGCCCAAGCCUCUUUGCUGUUCUGCGAUCAACGCUGCUGUGAGGACCAGCUCCCCCAUCCCACCGUCGAAUUGGGGAGCCCCGCACACCUGGACCGCGGGGGAUGGCGGCAGCUUGGAGCCCGAUCCUCCUGCUGCUGCUGCUGUGGGGCCAGUCGGCAGCCGCCCGGCACUGGGCCCCGUGCCGGCCCGGCCUGCUGUCCGCUCGCCACCCUGUGCUGGGCUUCUGGGAGCAGAUCCGCGCAGGCUCAGGCUGUGCCAGCCGAGGGCGCUCAGCCUCGGGCCGGGAGGUGCAUGUGCUCAUCCUACGGGGGCCAGUGGGGAGGAUGGGGGCCAGACAGGUGAGCCUAGAACUAGGCCCAGCCCCCCCUGGCAGAGCCCCCAUCUUCGUGCUCAGCUCCCUGGCACCUGUGGUCUGGAGCCUCCAGACAGCCCAGGUGGCUCUUGGGGAGCAAUGGACCUUCCAGGUCUCCCCGGGGUCCAGACUCUCGGCCCUUGGGGGUGUCACCGUCACUGAGACCCAGCUGCCCCAGACCCCCCGAGGGCUCCUGCGCUGGGCCCAUGAGGAACACGGCGGGGUCAGCUCCCUGGCUGCGUAUCGGGGUGUCAACAUGGUCUAUGUGCAGCUGGGAGACGAUGGGGUCUCGCCAGGAGCCUGCAAACUUCGCAGGAACUUCCUCUCCCAGACCCACUUCGCCUCCAACCUCCGACCACGGCCCCUGUGGGGCUGCCUGACCUCUGACCCCCCUUCGGACCCUGAAGUUCACGUCAUCCUCUCCAAAGGAGCCAUGCCCCGGCCCUCAGACCAUCUCACUGUGGAGCUCCAAGUGCCUGGAGGCUGCUGCUCCCCCCGGCGGGAGCUGAUCAUGGUGCUGAAGAGUGAGUCCACCACCAGCUGGCUGGUCCGAAUCCCCCACAUGGCCGGGCGCCUGCGAGUCCUGGCAUCCCACGAGGUCUCAGUCAGCGGCACAGAAUCAGAACUGGACCUGGCUGUGAGCAGCAGCAUGUCCCUGGGCCUGGCCUAUGCCCGUGACCCCAUGGCCUGGGCAAUGGAGCAGGGACUGCCUGGGGUCACAUCUUACACAGAGGCCAAGCAGGUGAACAGGUUCCUGGUCAUUGUAGGGCUAGAUGGGGAAGCCAAGGCCCCCCACACCUCCAUCCCGCUCCCCAGACCCUCCAAGAUCUCCCCUAUGGUCUGGGAGAGAAGCUGGGCAGCCCCCGGAGAUGGGAGAACUGUGAGGCUGGCAGGAGCUCUGUCUGUGGUGUGUCUGAGCGAGAGGGUGGCUGUUUAUGUCAACAAGGACAUGCUCCAGGCUGCCAGACUCUCCCCAGCCCGAGUGACCCUGCGGGACCCCAGCUGUGCAGCCCAGUCCAAUGACACCCACUUCCUGCUGGAGUCCUCCCUGGCCGGCUGCGGCGCCCUGCGCAUCCCGGCCCUGGCCCCCACCUCGGGCGUCGGGCAGUACCAGAACGCGGUGGUGCUCUGGGGCAGUGGGCCAGGGGCAGCGCCCGGGGGUCCCCCACUCCCAGUGGGACAGACUGAAGAUAGCUCGGAGUCCAUUGAGUUCUCCUGCUCCUCCCCAGCCCUGAGUGAGCCAUCCCCCUCUGCUGAGCCCAUUCCGGAUCUGCCCGUCCACCUGGGCCGUGUCUUGCUCAGCCUGGAGGUCUACAGCUCCGAGGCCUUCGCCAAGGCCCAGGGACCCUGCACGGUGUUGGCCAACAGCCGCGUCUUUGUAGAAGCUGCUCUGGCUGCCUUCGACCCUCGGCUCAGCUUCAGCAUCCGCCUCUGCUUCCUCUCGCCAAGCUCCUCCUCCUCGCUGGACUCACCGUACACCUUGGUGCGGGGGGGCUGCCCGGCCCACCCCGAUGUCUCUCUGCACCCGCCCCACAAGGGGGCUGCAGGCCCGGCCUUGCCCCCCGGCUCCCAGGAGCUGCAGCGCCUCAGCUUCCUGCUCCGGCCCCUCUACAAUGACUCCAUCCAAUUCCUUCACUGCCGCCUGGCCCUCUGCACCCAGGAGCCCCAGGGCCAGGCUGGGGCCUAUGGGGGCGCCCUCCCCAAGUGUGGGCCCCAGGCCAGGGCAUGCCCCAGCAGCCACGUGGGGGAGCCGGGCAGCGGGCGGUUCCAGCACACCUUCACCAAGCCCAUCAUCGUAACGGUGGGGCGCCUGGCCAGAGCCACCAAACCCACCCCAGGAACAGAUCCCUUUCCGGUGCCCUUUCCUCUGGCUGGCAGGAGGGGGAAGGCACUGAAGGAGGCACCCCAGCCAGAGCAGGGAGAGACACCCCCUGCCCCCCUUCCCCAGGGCCUAGAGCUGCCCACCGUGGUGGGCAUCGUCUUCUCAGCUUUCAUCAUCGGCGUCUCUCUCACUGGGGGGCUCUGGCUCAUUCACUCCAGGACAGCUCACAGGGGCCUCCCUGUCCGUGUUCUUGGGAAUACGCUGGCACUAGCCACACCGUCACCACCUGCAGGCGCCCGGCCCUGCGGCUCCCGGGAUCAGCAGCCCGUCGGACUCUGCUCAGCACAGCCAGGGAGGCCACUUGGGGAAGGGCCUCUCCUCCUGGCCCAAAGGGCCCCCUACCUGUGACUGGCAGCCAGCGGGCGGCAGGCCUCACCCAGGCUGGAAGGGGCCCCGGUGCAGGCCGUGUGGCAUUGGGGCCGCGGUGCCGGCUGUGGCUAGUGUUUGCGCUUUCUAGGUAUAAAUGUGACUGCAGAGGA
Gopherus flavomarginatus (Mexican gopher tortoise) is the source of this 3777-nucleotide messenger RNA. RefSeq names its product transforming growth factor beta receptor type 3-like. The record is from RefSeq and is a predicted model, not a curated record. The transcript has 18 exons. Bases 1166 to 3646 code for a protein of 826 amino acids. NCBI's taxonomy places the organism in Eukaryota, Metazoa, Chordata, Testudines, Testudinidae.